CCGGCCUGCGGUGAGAUGGACGGCGCGUCAUUAGGGCGGGGCGGCUGCUGCUGCUACAGGGAUACCAAGAUGGAAAUCCAGGGGCUUUCUGAUGCCCAAAACAUCCACUCUCAACAUGGCGCCCUCCACAGAAGCGAUCCGGCUGCCCUCCGCUCCGCCGUAGCCUUGUUGCCGCCAUUGAAUUCAUUGGGAAAUGAGACAGGCAGUCCGCUGGAGCCGCCGGAGCCCCGCAGCGACAGCAACAACAACGCCAGGCCGAAGAGCGCUCCGUUUCGCCUGCUGGGGGAAAAUGGCAGCGGGGGGGCUGGUUCACCAACCACCAGACCAGCAGCCGAGGACCGGGCGCCUCUGGGGCUUCAUAACGUGAUGGACGCCGAGAAAGAGAAUGUGUUCGGCGCCCUUCUGGGCUCCCAGGACUUGAGUAGAACCGAGUGGAGGUUUGAGGACAGCGGGGAGGGGAUGCAGAUGGCGCUGUUCGACGGAGAGGCGGAAGCUCCGGGGUCACGGCAGCAGCGCGAGGCUGACGGCGAGCCGGGGAGGAAAGCCGACAGGCGGCCGCAGGAGCAGUUUGCUGCGUUAAAGGGCGACCGAGCAGAGGCGGGGGGCUCCGGGAGCAGAGCCCCGGCGGAGGGAGGCGGUGACAGCCUGUGCUGUGCGGGGCCGCAGACACUAAAGAGGGCCGAUCUCAGCUUAGUGAGCGAGGAUCCGGACCGCCACACCGUGGAAGAUGUUGUUCUCACCAACAAAUAUGGCGACAAGAUCUGUGGGCAGAUCUGCACGGAAAACGGCGAGGAGAGCCGAGCGGAGCCGGAAGCGGCGCUGAUCCCGCGGGAAGCCAUGGAGGCAGCGGGAGCUGAGGACAGCGGCCCUCCUGCCGGGGACACCUUCUCCGGAACCAUCACCAUCAACAACCAAAGCAUCAUCGUUACUAUUGAGAACGGGGUCCUGACUCUGGCGGCCCCUCCUGAGGGGUUUGUCCACAAAGAGGACGACAUGGUGAGCCUGAAGGAGCAUCUGGGCAUGAAGGACCAUGAGGACAUUGUCCUCCUCAACUAUGACAGUGGGACUAAAUCUAUCGGGAAGAUCAGCACCCUGGCAGCGGCCAGCCAGCAGCAGGAGCCCAGACCUGACUCUGAGCUGGCCCCGCUGGAGGAGGACUGCUCCCUACCACAACUGGGCCCUUCACUGGACUCCUGCUCUGUUGUGAAGCAGGAAGCUGGGGAGCUGUGCGCGGUGACCGAGGCGGACCUCAUCGCUCCAUCCCCAAGAGCCCCGUCGGGGGGGUGUAACAGCGAAGAGUCCCUGCAGCUCAUCCGAUCCAGGAAGGACGCUGCAGCCACCUUUACCUGCCCAGAACCGGGCUGCUCCUCUGCCUUCGACUCUCGGCAGAAGCUGAAGGUCCACCUGCUGAACCACACAGAGGAACCGCGGCCGUACCAGUGCAGUGUGGAGGGCUGCGGCUGGGCCUUCGCCACCUCCUACAAACUGAAGCGCCACAUCCAGUCCCAUGACAAGCAGAGACCUCACACCUGUGAGUUUGAGGGCUGCGGCCGCAGGUUCACCACCGUCUACAACCUGAAGGCUCACGUCAAGGUCCACGAGCAGGAGAACGCCUUCAUCUGCGAGGUGUGCAGCGAGAAGUUCCGCAGCGCCACCCGCCUCACCAAUCACCAGAGGGUCCACUUCGCUCCACAGAGGCCGCACAAGUGUGAAUACCCUGGCUGUGAGAAAACCUUCAUCACCUUCAGUGCACUCUUCUCCCACAAUCGCACUCAUUUCAGAGAAACGGGCCAGUUCUCCUGCACUUAUCCGGGCUGCAACAAGACGUACGACAAGGCCUGUCGGCUCAAAAUUCACAUGAGAAGUCACACAGACCCCCAGUCCCACAGCAGACCCCCAGUCCCACAGCAGACCCCCAGUCCCACAGCAGACCUCCAGUCCCACAGCAGACCCCCAGUCCCAGCGGGAUACAGUUCACUCCUCCAGAACAAGCAGUUCCCUUCUGAACCCCACGGAAUGAAUUCCCUCCAUGGUGGAAAAUGGGUUUUAACUUUCCAGCUGUGUUCAGCUGUGGAUUCUGACCUUAACGUCUGCUUCUUGUCCUCAGGUUGUUAUGCCAAAUUCUCCGCCCGCAGCAGCUUGUACAUUCACUCCAAGAAGCAUAAGCAGGAUGCCAGCUCCCUGAGAACCCGCUGCCCGGUGGCCAACUGCUCCAAGCACUUCUCCUCCCGCAGCAGCCUGAAGAGCCACAUGCUCAAACACCACCACCUCAGUCCUGAUGUUCUCAGCCAGAUGGAGACCACCCCCUCCCUGACUCCCAGCAGCGAGCUGAUCAGCUCCGCCCACUCGUCGGUUGCCGGGCCCGGAGGCGCCGGGCCGGACCAGCUGUCCAACCUGGACCUCAGCUCUCUGUUCUCCUCGGUCCCCGCUGGUGCCGCGCCGAGUGCCGGCAUAGAGGCAGGCCUCCCUGUGGCCGGCAGCGGCUCCAGUGGCGCCUUCACCAUGGAUCUGUCUCUGGUCAGCUCAGGGAUUCUAACCAUAGACCCGUCCUCCAUGGGCGCCACACUUGUUAGCGGGACCACGUUGGCCAAGCCUUUGGACCCUCUUGUCUUGGCUCCUGGUGCCGAGCUGACUCAUCAACACGGACUGGAGGGGGCGGUGGGGGACGUCCUCCCCCCACAGGGAACCCUGAACCUGGACGACGUGCAGACGGUCACCCCAGAGGCCCUGGGGACGCUGGCGGCCCUGACCAUGCAGGGCGCCUCGGUGGACCCCGCCCUGCAGCACCCGCUCGGCUCCUCCAGCGGCCUGGCGGUGGAGCCCUCGGCCGCCUUGGCUGUGGCCCCGGUCCCCGAACUCCUGGCCUCGCCCUCCAAAGUGGUGGAGGUGGGGGGGCAGGGAGGCGCGGGUCACCUGCUGGGCUGUGUGGAGGUUCUGGGUCCGCAGGACGGGGGGAAGGUUCUGACCUCUCAGUUUGUGUUCCCCAGCAGCAGCUUCAGCCCUCAGAAGGACCUGGAACUUUCCGUGUCUCCAAGCAGCUUCCUGGACAGCGGCGGUUCUGCUCGGACCGACUACAGAGCCAUCCAGCUGGCCAAGAAGAAGAAGCAGAGAGGUUCCUCAGCCACGCCUGGUUCCUGUCAGAGAAAAGCCAAAGUUCCAAAGGUUUCUGUGACAUCAUGCGCUGCUCGUUACAGUGACGGAGCUGUAGCAGCCAGCGGGGGUCUGACCCUGAGGGACCCCGUCACGGGGACUCAGUAUGUCCAGAUUCAGCUUCUGCAGGAUGAUCCAGCCAGCGAUGGCGACCUGGCCUUCCAGCUGAGCUCCCAGCCUUCCAGCUCCGACUCCCAGCUCACCGUCGACCUGCCUGUCAACAUUUUACAGGAACCCUCAGUGAUGCCGGAGGACGACAACGGCUCUGACAAUUCCCAGUUCACAGGAAGCACCAUCAACCUCCAGGACUUGGAAUAACGCCUCCCCCGGCCAGCGGCAUGCUGGGAGAUCCCCGUACGGUUAACGGGAGCAGACCAGCCCUUAGGACUCCUCUGAACCGUCGCCUUUUCAAGGGUUUGGACUCUCAUGAUUGGUUGGAGAUGUUUCCACAGAAGAUGCACCUUCAGAUGAUCAGAGACGGUUUCUGUGCUUUUAUUGAACCCAAAACUGAGGGCGCCAUCCUCGACGCCACGGCGCCAGCGCUCCAGUUGCCUUACAGACGCAGCUCUCCUGCUUUGUUUCAUAGCACCAUCAGCCUGAGGAACAUGCCUGAUCACGUGUUUGAUGUACAGCGAGGUUUGAAGCCUUGGUUUGUUUUUUAUUUAUUGAAAUCUGUUCGUUUCCAGGUUGGCUGAGCCAAACGUUCAUGAAUAAAAGUUUCAA
This is a messenger RNA of Cyprinodon variegatus (sheepshead minnow), 3873 nucleotides long. RefSeq names its product zinc finger protein ZXDC-like. The record is from RefSeq and is a predicted model, not a curated record. Bases 16 to 3468 code for a protein of 1150 amino acids. Gene Ontology annotation, molecular function: transcription coregulator activity. Gene Ontology annotation, cellular component: nucleus. Gene Ontology annotation, biological process: regulation of transcription by RNA polymerase II. Lineage: Eukaryota; Metazoa; Chordata; Actinopteri; Cyprinodontiformes; Cyprinodontidae. The transcript is spliced from 9 exons.